AUGUCCCAUCUAACCAAGGAGUACAUUCAGCAUCUCUACGAGACCUUUGGAGAGCUUAGGGUUCUCGAUGAUAUUAUCCAGCAUCGCGCUACCGACAACCCGCCUACUCCAAUUCUAGGCUACCCAAGGAACGAAGAUAAUGUGGAUGAAUACGAAUUUUUCACCGGCAAACAGCUUCAUCAGCUUGUUGAUGGUGCUGUGAAAUAUUAUCUCAAAUCCGGGUUGAAACCUAAUGCAAGAGAUGUUGUUGGUAUCUUUGCUCCGUCCAACGUAGACUUCGUCGUCACCUUCUUUGCCCUCAGUCGUCUCGGCUAUAAAGUUCUAUGUCUUUCACUCCGGUUGGCACCCGUGGCGAUUAUCAACCUUCUGAAGCAAACCCAAUGUGAAACCAUCGUUCAUGGGGCAACGAGCCAGAUCCUUACCACCCUCUCAGCCGUUAGCCAAGAGCAAACCAUUACAACAUUGGCAGUUCCUACUCGUGCACAAUAUGAAACAUCAGAAGGACCACUGUUUGUGCGAGAAUUUGAUCGCGAUACCGAAACAAACGAGAUUGGGCUCGUUAUGCACAGUUCCGGAUCUACAGGUCUCCCCAAACCUGUAUUCCUCAGCCACAAAAAUGUAUUGACCCAUCCAGUUCAAGGAGCCGGGAUGAACAAUUUUGGAGCACUCCCAUUAUAUCAUAUGUACGGCUUAUCUACAACCCUACAGGCUAUGUACAUGGCGAAGGCAGCGAAUCUACCGAGUGCUACCGUACCUAUGACUGCCGAUACUCUCAUGCGUGCUAUCGAAGCAACGAAACCGGAAAUCUUCCAUGGCGUUCCCUAUGCCUUGGGACUAUUGGUCGAACAUCCACGAGGUUUGGAUUACUUGAAGUCGGCCAAAAUUGUGACUGCAGCUGGCGCCCGUACUCCCGAUGAACUCGGUGAUCGUUUGGUAUAUGAGGGUGUCAAUGUCGGCGUAGUCUUUGGAACCACCGAGGCAGGUCUGCUUGGUGAUACCAUGCGGCGAGUAGAAGGGGACGAUUCAUGGAAUUACGUUCGCAUUUAUACCAACAUCAGGAAGUCAAUUCACAUGGAUCCAAUCGGAGACGGAGAAUACGAAUGUGUCUAUCUAAAGACUCACCCAGGACUGUCACCGUCUACGGCCAACUCGGAUGACCCAGAACCGGGCUCGUGGCGUUCAAAGGAUGUUUUUACACCUCACCCAACAAUUCCUGAUGUGUGGAAGUACGUUACCCGACUUGAUGAUCGAGUUACCUUGAGUAACGGGGAGAAGGUGCUUCCACUCCCUAUCGAAGGCCGCAUCCGUCAAGAUAACCUUGUGCGCGAGGCUGUAGUUGUUGGUGUAGACAAAGCUCUUCCAGGUCUUUUGGUAUUCAGGGCAUCGGAUGAUUUGUCUGAUGAGGAAUAUCUUGAUGCUGUCUGGCCGUCCAUCGCGGAUGCAAACUCGCGUGCCGAGGGCUUUUCCCAAAUCACUCGGGAGGCGGUUGUUGUUCUACCAUCAGAUAUGGAAUACCCCAGAACAGACAAAGGCAGCAUCAUUCGCGCACAAGUGUAUCGAAAAUUCGCAAACGAGAUUGAGUCAAUGUACGCCAGACUUGAUGACGAGCAGGAAGGCACGCUUCUUCUUGAUGUCGCUGGCAUUGAAGAAUUCCUAAAGAGCACCUAUGAAGACAUUUCGGGUGUAACAUUGGAGUCUGUCGAUACUGACUUCUUCACCGCGGGUGUUGACAGCUUGAAAGCUAUCCAGAUGAGACGCAUAAUUCAGAAGACACUAGAUCUGAAUAAACAACGACUCAGUAGCAAUGUUAUUUACGACCAAGGAAAUGUCAAAAAGUUGGCCAGAUAUCUAUUCACUCUUGGUCAAGGAGAUAUCAAUGGCGAUGGUGCUCAUAUGAAUGGAGAAGAACAAGAUACACCUUCAUUGAUGAGCGAACUGAUUACCAAAUAUUCCGCUUUUGGAGAGACAAUGAUAUUGACAGGAGCUACCGGGUCCUUGGGAGCACAUAUCUUAUCUCAAGCAAUCAAUAGUCACCAUGUAACAAAAGUUUAUUGCCUUGUUCGAGGUUCAAAUCCUCUAGAAAGAGUGCUCAAAUCGCUAAAAGAGAGAGGUCUGGAAGUUACUUCCAAGAACAAUCUGCAUAAAAUUGUGGCGCUUGUUUCAGACUUCAGUCAACCUGACCUGGGAGUGGGCAAAGAAACAUUUGAAAAGUUCAAGAGCGAGGUCUCUCUCAUCAUCCAUUUAGCCUGGCCGGUCAAUUUUGCCAUCCGUUUACAGAGCUUCGAGCCACAUCUAGCCGGACUCAGAAACCUGAUAGCUCUUUCACUCGCCGUCGACCGUCCAGAGCCAGCACGACUCUUUUUCGCUUCAUCGAUUUCGGCAGCGGAGAAUACGCCAACCCCAGCCCUCAUUCCGGAUGCUCCAAUUGAGAACUUUAACCAUGCAAUUGAUAUGGGCUAUGCCCAAUCCAAGUUGGUGGGCGAGCACAUGGUUCUCAAUGCCGCCCGUGGUGGAGCGCGAAGCUACAUUCUGCGUAUCGGACAGAUCGUCGGCGAUAAAGACUAUGGCUUCUGGAAUGACACCGAGUACAUCCCACUCAUGAUUAGAUCUGCUUUGUCUAUGAAGGCACUUCCUGAUUUGCAUGAGAAAUGUUCUUGGGUCCCUGUGGACAUGCUGGCGACUGCCAUUCUCGAACUGGACAGUACAGUACGGACAGCACCAAGGCCCGGUACGAUCAACAACACCGUUCCACCUGUGGUCUACAAUAUGGUGAACCCACAUCUGUUUUUGUGGGACGAACUACUCGUGGAACUGAAAGCGGCUGGUCUAGACUUUGAAACUAUCCCGUAUAGCGACUGGAUGGAACGCCUUAGAGAGAGCGCGUCCACUGGCGAUGAAGACCGGAAUCCAGCCGUGAAGAUCCUUGAUCAUUUCGAGCAGCGCUAUAUUUUGAGUCUUAGUGCAAGCCACAAUGGUGUCAACGGGUCAGGAAUCAAUGGAUCGGCUAUCAACGGAAACGGUGUCAAUAAAGUCCUCGUUUUGAAUGGUGCUGCCAAUGGUACCAAAGCCAACGGUUCUGCAGUCGAGGGUAUUGUAUUCGACACUAAGGCUAUGUUACGAGAUAGUCAAGUGUUGCGACAGCCACCGAAUAUCAUCCGGGAUGGAUAUGUGCGAAAGUUUCUCUCGUUUUGGCUGCAGAGGUGGGUAUAG
Messenger RNA from Talaromyces marneffei, 3210 nucleotides. RefSeq lists its product as uncharacterized. Bases 1 to 3210 code for a protein of 1069 amino acids. Lineage: Eukaryota; Fungi; Ascomycota; Eurotiomycetes; Eurotiales; Trichocomaceae. The record is from RefSeq and is a predicted model, not a curated record. Gene Ontology annotation, molecular function: phosphopantetheine binding. The transcript is spliced from 4 exons.